This is a messenger RNA of Cherax quadricarinatus, 375 nucleotides long. The record is from RefSeq and is a predicted model, not a curated record. Lineage: Eukaryota; Metazoa; Arthropoda; Malacostraca; Decapoda; Parastacidae.
ACCUCUGGGGUCAUUAUUGAUGGCUCUGGAAGCACAGAUGAUGAUAUGAUAGUGUCAUACCACGGGGAGAUGGUAACUGCACCAUUGGGAUACAAACUUCCUGAUCAAACUGGGCCUACAUUACAGCUCACUGAUCUUAUUCCAGGAAGUUAUAGAAUAAUGUUGCGAGUCAAGGAUAAAGAAGGGCUUGAAGGAAAUGAGACAACUGUUGUGAAUGUUAUUAAGGAAACAGAUUAUCCACCAACAGCAAAUGCUGGGGGUGAUCAGAUAGUUUACCUCCCUCAGGUACCAUCUGACUUACCACCGAGGUUGGUUCCGACCAACCAGUUGUAUGUCAAAAUGGACGCAAGUCGAACCUUAGAAAAUUACCGAUAG